AUGACGGAUGAUUCAGGUAUGGACUAUAAUUUCAUUUACGACGACAACAUCACAGACUUCUAUUUUCACGCCUAUGAUCAUCCUUUUUGGAGAAAACAUGAACUAGAUGCAAGCACACGACUUUUACCGCGAAAUACAACCUUGGCGCCAAAGCCGGAUAUCUUGGAACUAAACACACACAGAUGUCUUGUAUUUUCUCCAUUAUUUAUUAUUCUUGCUUGUAUCAUGGUAUCUGGCGCUUUCUGUAACAUUGCUGUUUGCUACAUAUACAGAUGUCGAUCUAGGAGAGCGGCUUCCAAUUUCUUUGUUAUUUUCUUUGCUGUUUUUGACCUUUUUGGGUGUUUAGUUGUAAUUCCUCUAGAAGUUUCCUCGUUAACUUUACCGUUGAUGUAUAAAGUGGUCUCUCUGUGUAAGGUCAUGGAAUGUGUCAAAUCCUGGCUGAUGUGUUGUCAGUGUUUGACGUUGCUGUGUGUAGCCUUUGAUUGCUACAGAAAAAUGUGUCACUCAGAACGGGAUUUUAGUGUUUGGAAAGCGAAAGUAUGUUGCUUUGUUGCCGUUGUAUUCGCUGUAAUUUUGUCACUUCCGGCGUCAGUGGUAUUUACUGCUAAGCCACUUAGGACACCGUAUACUGAACACUUUGGAGUUGGUUGUUUGGUUGAUUCAAGUGGGGUGGAGUGGUUAAGAUUUCUUUAUUGUAUCUGUGUGCUUGGGACAUUCAUCGUGAGUGUUUCUGCAAUGGCAGGGUUGUAUAGCUUGAUAUACGUGUCAUCGUACAAACAACAACAAGCAGACGACACCGGAAAGAAAGCAAGUCCACUGAAAAGGGAGUUUCCAAAGAAGCAUAGAUUUGUUAGACAAGAUACGGGUACCCCAUGCAUAACAAAUUAUUCUGAGGAAAUCUAUCGUCUUCAUGACAUUCACAGAGGAUUGCAUUGUGCUUUUCUUUCUCAGUCUGACCACGUACAUAGGAUAAGUUGCAAAAGACAAUCCAGAACAAAUAAUAUGAGCAACGGUGAAAUGAAGACCAGUUUUCAGAGCAGCCACAAAAAUAAGUCAAGCGGAACUAUGUGCAGUGCUGCAGCCCAAACUGGCAAAGAUGGUAACAGUGGGAACCAGUCAAAUAAUCAGAGUAACAGUGUAAACACACCCGGCAACCAGAAUAACAGUGUAAACAAGACGAGUAACCAGAGCAACAGAAGAAAAAGAUCAAGAAAUCAAAGUAACAGAGAAAUCAAGAUAUUUGGCAUUAGUAGCAAUGGAAUAAAACACAACAGUCAAAUCAGUGAAGGAAAUGAAACAAACGAUCAGAACAAAAUUGGCGGCAAUACCAACAAAUCUGCUGGUCAAGGUGACGUGACAUCUGUUGCACUCUACAUCAAGAAUAAAGAAUACGUCCUCAUGUUCACAGUCAUCUCAGUAUUGACUGCCAUCAACAUCCUACCGUUUGUGGUGGUGACAAUACUCUACUCAGUCACAUCAGCAUUUAACAGCUUUUCUUCAAACACGAGUGAAAUUAUGUUUCAUUUGUGCUCUCGGUUGUACCUCCUCAACUGUCUUGUGAAACCAUUAACAUACAUGAUUCUUCAUAGAAACUUCAGAAAACAAACCAGGCACACCUUUAACAACUUUAAGAUGUCUUUACUGCAUAGAGACGUAACGUCGUGUAAGAAACUACAGCGGUUGUCUGUUGUUGGUCCUUUACGUUCUACGCUAGAGUCCACUGUGUAUAGACCUACUAGAAGCAUGUCUUAA
Candidula unifasciata is the source of this 1752-nucleotide messenger RNA. NCBI's taxonomy places the organism in Eukaryota, Metazoa, Mollusca, Gastropoda, Stylommatophora, Geomitridae. The record is from the annotation of a GenBank genome assembly.